Drosophila serrata is the source of this 1103-nucleotide messenger RNA. Its product is annotated as glyoxalase domain-containing protein 4. Lineage: Eukaryota; Metazoa; Arthropoda; Insecta; Diptera; Drosophilidae. The record is from RefSeq and is a predicted model, not a curated record.
GCAUCCUCUAGCCCCGUCCCCUUACAAAAGCACGACCACAAACCGAUUGGAAAACAUUUCACCAACUUCCGAAGCAUCUUUAAGCACCCGCCUAGCCAUGUCAGCGAUUCCAGGACGUGCUCUCCACUAUGUCUUUAAGAUCGGCGAUCGGGCUAAAAACGCCUUUUUCUUCCGCCAAAUCCUUGGCAUGAAGGUACUGCGGCAUGAGGAGUUCAAAGAAGGUUGCGACGCUGAAUGCAACGGGCCCUACGACAACCGGUGGAGCAAAACUAUGGUCGGUUAUGGACCCGAGGAUUCGCAUUUCGUCAUCGAGCUUACCUAUAACUAUGGAGUUAGCAGCUACAAGAUGGGCAACGAUUUUGGCGGCGUAACUAUUCAUUCCACGGAGAUUCUUCCACGAGUCGCCAAACACUCGUAUCCCGUAACGAAGGUGGCUGGCAAAGGCAGUCUGAUUACCUCACCCGAUGGCUACAAGUUCUAUGUGAUUGAGCAGCCACCGGCCAGUUCUGAUCCCGUCCAGUCGGUGGAGCUGAAUGUUAGCAAUCUCCAGUCCUCCCGGAAGUACUGGCACGAGCUGCUCCAAAUGCAAGUGCUCGAUGAAAACAAUCAGAGUUUGCGCCUAAGUUACGGAGGAAACCAGGCUUCGUUGCAAAUCACAGAGAUCAAGGAGCCAUUGGACAGAGCCAAAGCUUAUGGAAGGAUUGCUUUUGCUAUACCAUCGGCCAAGCAGCCACCGCUUCAUGAAGCCGUAAAGGCAGUCGGUGGCUCUAUACUGAAGCCUCUGAUCACCCUGGAUACGCCGGGUAAGGCGACCGUUUCGGUGCUUAUUCUUGCCGAUCCAGAUGGUCAUGAGAUCUGUUUCGUUGACGAAGAAGGAUUCAGGGAGCUGUCCCAGGUAGAGCCCGAUGGCGAUCAGAGUCUGGAUAAAUACAUCGAAAAGGAUCCCUUCCAGCAAAAGUGAUGGCUGUGAUCGAUCGUGAAUUUAAAGAUUUAUUAUCUGUUUUUUUUUGUACAUAGCGUUUUUGUAUUUGAAAAUGUAUUGCAGUUGUUAAGGUCGGUUGCUGGGUAACUUUUAUAAAAUGAUAUUAUACACUCUAAAAGUA